This is a messenger RNA of Laetiporus sulphureus 93-53, 2758 nucleotides long. RefSeq lists its product as uncharacterized. Bases 139 to 2574 code for a protein of 811 amino acids. Lineage: Eukaryota; Fungi; Basidiomycota; Agaricomycetes; Polyporales; Laetiporaceae. The record is from RefSeq and is a predicted model, not a curated record. The transcript has 3 exons.
UCAUAUUUCACCGACCACCUUCUGCUGACAUAACCCCGGGCACAUGCCGCAUUCUUUCCGCUCACGAGCCCUCGUCGUCUCGAUCUUUCUUCAUCCCAUUCCGCUUACAUAGAGAGCCACCCAGAGCUAGCAGCACUAAUGACCCUGCCCUUCUUCAGGCACUCCCUCAACCUCUCAACGCCAACGUACGAGUCCCUCACCGCAUUUUCCGCCAAUGUAGCAAGACCACGACGGUCAAAAGACGACAAUCUCCCCCCUGUUCCCCUCCCAUCGCCCUCCACAGAACCUACCGCCCAUGGUGUGUUUCGACGCAUCACCAACAAGCUACGUUCCCCCACCAUCCCCCAUGGCGAAACAUCAUCCAAAUCGCGACCAAAUCCUACGUCUGCCUCGCAGGCAAUCUCGACCCCUGUGCUAUCGUACUCCCAGCGAAAAGUCAAUCGAAGUCGCAGCCGUGCCCGCACAUGUGAAUUAGCCCACGCAGCGGACGCGCCACAGCCCCCCCUCACUUUUUCCCCUAGGCCUAGGGGGCCCGUUCCCAACACCUUGCAGAAUUCCUUCACAUCCCCUGAGCAGCGAGAGGCUGCCUUCCGUGCGCUCGGCCUCAAUCCACCCCCAGCGACAUCGAGGAAAAGCCGGUAUAGGGAUGCAGACGGCUUCAUGAUCCCGUUGAGCGAGCAGGAGAAGGUGCUUGACCAGCGAUAUGCCGUUGUGGUCGAACAGAACAAAGGAGAGUCCGGAGAUGACGCUGAGUCCGAGGCGAAGAAGAUCAAGGAAGCAUGGCUGGCCCAGAAUACCGCCAAUCGGAAGCAAGGACAGGGCAAGGAACAGGAGCAAGAGCAAGCGCCUCCCCUCUCUGCUCAGGACCCUGAGGAGUCGGAGAAGCAGCAAUCAACCAUAAAGGGAAAGCCACAGCCCAACCGACAUGAGAUCAUGCGAGAGGAGAUGGCGCGCUCGCGUGCAACGCCCGUCGACUUGCCCGUUCUCAAACUAUCGGAAGCGGACCUGGCUGCCCCAGACUACAGCGCGAUACUCGAAGCAAUCACCAUCCCGCCAAAUCCAGAAUGUUUACGGCGGUCCAUGGUGCUACCGGACCUACCACCACCCCCGCCUCCUGUGCCCGACAAGCCACAAACCUCGACAGAAACCCGCACCCGCCGUCGGAGCGACGUCUCUGAACGGCUGUCCAAAUGGCUGCAAUCCGCCGUACCGUCGCGAUCCGCCACAGAGUCGUCAACCACACGAAUGUCGCUCCUCGGGCGCGCGCAUAUGCGCAACUCUGCCGAUAACCUGGUGGCACCGAGACCUGCAAGCCGGGGUUCGGACCGCGAGCGUGGACGGCGGCGGCUGAGCAUUGAUAGUCUGUUCUCUCGCGCGAGGUCGCACAGCGUCGGGGGACGGUCGUCGUCAGCGGAGACACCUGCGCACUCGACUCCUCGUCCGCCGCUGACACCGCGCAAGCCAUCUGCAGUCCCUCCCUCUUCGUUCAAGGGCGCGCCGGAGCAGCCUCCAGUCUUACUAACGGCGUCCCCACGUUCCUCUGAAUCCCGAGCCCGUGCCAGCCCCGUCCAUCGGCACAACCCCCAAUCGUCCGUAUCGACAUCCAACUCCCUCGACAGCAUCCUCGACAGCGCAUCAUCCCAGCCGCGCCUCUCACUAUCACACGCACACGGACACCGGCGCGGACGCUCCACGACCGUCUCCGACCUGCAGGCCGACCACGCGCUCGCGACGCCCGACAGCGGGCUGUCGGCGGAGAGCCGGGCGCGCGGGGCGCCGCUGCCUGCACUAUCACCUACGCGGAGCGCGUCGUCGUGCACGCCGAGUGAGCCGGGGCUGCCCACGACGCCGACGACGCUGUCGCACUCGGGAGAGUGUCAGCGCGCGCGCCGCUCGCAGACGACGUUGCAUGCGUGUGGCGAGGCCAAGGCGCAGGCGGUGUAUGCGCGCGAGGAGGAUGAGAGCGAGGAGGGGCCGGCGAGCCCGGGCGUCGCGGGGCUUGGGUCGGGGUACGCUGCGCGGAUGGAGAGCGAGGCGCAGAAGAUGCGAGAGCUGAUGGCGGCUGCGGCGUCGAGGUCGCGCACUCGGAAACCGAGCCAGGAGAGCGGACGGAACAAGGCAGCGGGGUUGGGUAUUUUUGGGCAUAAGAGCGAGGGUGCAGAAGAGGCACCAGCAUUCAAGAACCCGCGCUCGAUGAACUCGAUGCAGAACAUCCGGCGGAACGUCGUCGGCUCGCUCUCCAUCCUCCGGCGGCAGCGGUCCACUGUCGACCGCACCAACUCGGACUCGAGCGCGAACCCAGCGCAGUCGCCCGUAUCGCCCAUCUCGCCGCCGUCGGCGUUCUCCGCAGUUCCACCGUCGUCGUUCCCCGCUGCGCUUCGCAGGAAGGCCUCGGCAACACGCGACCCGAGCCCCGGCGCGGCGUCGACAAAGUCAACAGUGGGUGUUGGUCUGCGUCCGCGCCAGGCGCUGAGCCCUACGAUUUAUGAUCGCGGGAGCAUCCUUGCGGAGGCAGGCAGGAUCGAGGAUGAGGAGAGUCGGAGGCUCAGCGAGGCGGUCUUCCUUGAUUACUGAGUCUGUGUUUUGUUCUGGCGAUCGAGCUCGAUCAGCCACUCACUCAUGAUCACUUUUUUCGUUGCGUUCAUUCUCAUCAGAUGGAAAGAUCCGUUCUCCUUGCGUAUCAGUUUCCGCUCCUACUAUCAUUGCUGUCUGUUCAGUGUUCAUCUACUACCAUCCGCCACCGCCCGCGGGCGCUGUA